AAAAUGGCAUCAUUAGGUAGUAAGCCAAAAGGAAUACUUAAAAAACCAUCGAUUAAUUUUCAACCAAAACAACCAAGAUUAACAUGGGAUGAAGAUAAUAUUCAAUUGACUGAGGGACAAAAAGAUUCCACAAUGAAAAUCACCGAACCGAAGACACCUUAUAUUCAUUAUAAUCAAGAAACUGAUGAAAUAAUGACAGAUCUUGAAAAAAUUCCAGGUUUAGCAUUAGUAACAAAUAGUUUAGGAUCAACAAGUUUAGGAGGAGGAGGAUCUAACAGUAUUUCACCUGUUGGAACACCCCUUUCCACUUCUCCUUCAUCUGCACAUUUUCCAGAUUCAGUUAAAGAUGAAUGGGAUUCUGAAACAGAGGAAGAUGAAGAAGCUAGAGAAAAACGUCGUAAAUUUGCACAACUUCGAGCUAAACAUUAUAAUAUGAAAGAGGCACUUAAAUUAGGACAUAAACUAGAAAGCGAGGAAGUGCUUACAGUUCGCUUGAAAGCCUGUAAGAUGAAAAGAGAUAUUAACUUAGAGGAGGAUAGAGAAGAAGAGAGGGGGAAAAAAGGCAAAAUAAUGAGGCGUGUUGAAGGCAAAAGAAAAAGAAAUGGAAUUAAGGUCGGUAGAAAUAUUCCAUAUAGUACCAGAUUAUGUCCUUGUAACGUUUAUUGUUAUUAUUCAAAAGAAAGUUAUUCUUAA
Molecule: messenger RNA, 693 nt
Organism: Entrophospora candida
Lineage: Eukaryota; Fungi; Glomeromycota; Glomeromycetes; Entrophosporales; Entrophosporaceae
Source: the annotation of a GenBank genome assembly